AUGUCAAUCACCUGUAGAUCUAUUGUUGCCAACUAUUCCUGGAAAGCAACAUUGGUCGCUAUCACCGCCGCUACCCUGUCGCGCGUCACAGGACCGAAGCCUGAACAAAUCUCAAUCACUCCGCCGCCGGCGCUUACUCUUCUCGGGCUGCCAUCCGAAAUCAGAGUCAUGAUCUGGAAGCAUGCCAUGAUCGACUCCAUUGACAUCUGUGCGCUUGUGCACGACGAGCAUGAGCCAAAGGGCAGCAGUAUCCUCGACCGACUUCAUCGCAUCCAGAACCCAAGACUGGACAUGCUGCUUGCGUGCAAAACCAUGUACCACGAGGUUCGGCAUAUAAGGAGCGACUACACCUUUGAGUUUUGUUGGGACUACGAACUCAAUAUCAUCUUCCGCUUGCUUCUCAGCGAACACACCCAUUGGUGGAAUGCAAAGAGGGUACUUGAGAAUGUCCGACAUGUACGUUGCUGUACUAGAAUUGAUAACCAAGAAACAGCACGCGCAAUCGAAGGAGAUGGCAAUAAUAUAACCGCCUUUGCCACCAGGCUACCAAUUCACUUCUUCUAUCGUUUCAAUUCAGUCUUUCCGACUUUUGGGCCCUCCACGGCCGAUGACAUCGAAAUGAGGGUGUUGUCGGUAUUUGAGCCACGACUCAUCCCGGCGCUGGCUUCCCAGCCUGUGAUGUACGUAGAGAUUGAUCUGAAUGCGAUACACAAGGAGAACUACUGCCGAUCGUGGUUUGCGAUGUAUGGCAUGACGCUCGCCACAGGCUGGUUGCGCGACCCGGAGUUACAUAACGACGCCAAGUACCAUAAAUGGAUCUCGAUCUGUGGCAUGAAGUUCUUCAAUGGAGAAAUUCAAGACACUCCUCCCGAAGGCUACGCUUUGUCUCGGUAG
Messenger RNA from Cyphellophora attinorum, 894 nucleotides. RefSeq lists its product as uncharacterized. The coding region runs from base 1 to 894 and encodes 297 amino acids. The transcript has a single exon. The record is from RefSeq and is a predicted model, not a curated record. NCBI's taxonomy places the organism in Eukaryota, Fungi, Ascomycota, Eurotiomycetes, Chaetothyriales, Cyphellophoraceae.